AUGCCCACAGACUCGGAGUGUGAUUGCGAUUUGGUGUCGAAAGAGUGGCUGUUAGCAAAGCUACGUUCUGACGAGAGAGAUACAAUAUUGAUAGAUUGUCGGGGGUCUAAUGAUUAUGCAGUAUCUCACAUACGUUCAGCCGUGAAUUUUUCCAUACCAAGUAUAAUGUUACGUCGCCUUGCUGCUGGAAAGAUUGAAUUGGCGUCUACAGUACAGUGUAAAGAGCUGAAAGCUAGAAUAGCUCAGUGUCGUACGCGAGGUACAUUUGUUUUGUAUGGAGAUAGCACAUCCAAGGACCCUGAUUCUGUACAUGGAAUCCUCCUGAAGAGGCUCAAACAAGAUGGUGUGAACGUCGUUUGUCUAGAAGUGCGAGGGGCAGAGUCGCCGGAGCGGAGGUCGGCAGUCGUGGCAUCCGCCCGCCAAACGUGGGAGAGGAAGUCGGCAGCUCAUUGUGGCUCCUCGCCCGAGACGACUCAGAUUAGGAUCGCCGACGUUGACGCCCGUACCGACCGUUUCUUCGAUGAUGUCAGUUCGCGCUACGGCUGGCGGCAGCAGCGGCGCGGUAUGGUGAUAACCCAGGCUAAUUAUCUGCUGGCGGACGGCGGCGGCCGGCGCCACUCUCAUUAUCUGUUCGAGACGGGUGAUAGUAGGACAUGCCCUCCUGUUUAUGUCAUGAAAAUUGAAAACAAAACCUUGCAUAGUUACGAGAAUAAGCGUUAG
Molecule: messenger RNA, 720 nt
Organism: Chilo suppressalis (striped riceborer)
Lineage: Eukaryota; Metazoa; Arthropoda; Insecta; Lepidoptera; Crambidae
Source: the annotation of a GenBank genome assembly